AUGGUCAAAUCCAAUAAAUUCGACUACACAGGUGUAAGCUUUAUGGCGUCCGUGGCGUUCGUUGCGCACUCGCUGACAUGCACGCACGUAGNNCGCACAUCAUCGGGCCCGAAGCUGGGCAAGUCAAUUGCAUCGGACCUCGAGAAGCGAGCAGACAAGAAGCAGCGCGAGGCCAACAGACCAUCACCAUCAACUCCCAGGUUGUCAUUGAGACUGCCCGCCUCGGCCAAGCGCACUCCACACAAGGAUCGACUCAAGCUCAAGGACAGAGAUCGUGAUGACUGCGAUGGCGAUGCAAAGGACAGCACGCUCCACAAGCUCGAUCUGAAAGUGCCCAGCAAAUCUUUGACCGAUGAGGGAUUUGCUCUCCUCGCCGACGGCCUGCAAAACGCCUUCACAACAUGUAGAGACCUGGCCUUGGUUGACCUCAACCUUACCAACAACGAUCUCACCACCCGAUCUCUGGCUCGUCUGGCCCCUCUGAUUCAGACAUCUUGCUACACUCUACAAACUCUUGACCUGUCUCACAACAAGUUCCAAGUCUUGACUGACGUGCAGGCUGAAGAAUGGCAGCUCUUCCUUCAGUCCUUCCGCGGUUGCAUGACCCUGCGCAGACUCGACCUUGGUGACAACCCCUCACUCGGAUCACGAGCCUUUGAAGUUCUUGCCCGCGUCUACUCACGCGAGCCCGCUGUGGAUCCUGAGCCCGCUACUGGCAACCUGUCGUUCAUCACCUUGCCGGACAGCUGCUCCGUACUUAGCAACAGCAGCUUUGACGGUACCCACAUCAGAAACGGCAACGACCCUGACCUUCCGAGAUGUGCCAACGGAAAGACUCUUGCCGACGCAUGGAUGCUCAAGGAUCGCCGCGGUCUUCGAUCUAUCCCAUACUUGACCUUGACCAAUGUCGGCCUGGACGACACGGGUGCCCUCUUCCUGUCUUACGUCCUGGAACAGCACUACUAUCCUAUCCAGCUCGUCUCAGAAAACAACGCAACCGAAGCCUCUUCUUCCAUCCGUACCUACCGUCAAGAUGCCAACACAAAGGGCGUUGAUUGGGACAACAACUCCGAGUUCUUGUCCAAGGACGGCCUUCACUUGCUCCAAUGUGCCGAGAAAUUGAGAAUGAGGAUGCUAUUGGGAGACUCGGACAGCAUUACCAGCUCGUACAUGUCAGCAAGUGUCGUAGACUUGCCCGAUACAUCUCCCAGAAUGACCUCCAGCGCCCACUUGCGUCGCUCAAGCCUUUUCUCUGUUCAGUCGGCUGACUACACUAUGUUUGACAAAUCAGACAUUCAGAGUGCUCGCAAGAAGGUCCAGCGCAACACCAUAGGACAUGCUGGUUGUGAAAGCGUCGAUCUCUGGCGCGCAUCUCUAGCUGCAAUCAUUGCGUCACGCAAGGUCUUUCUUCUGGCACCUGUGUUCAAGAUGUUCAAAGCCACCAAGUUGGUUUCAGAGACAGGCGAGCAGGACGUCGAGCCCGCUCUGAACAACAACGGUCAUGCUAUCGAGAUUGAUAUCAACCAGGUGGUUGGCAUGCCUGUUACCGAUGAACACCUCGAACGUUCACUGAACACGCUCUCAAUCCACUCGGAUUCGGUGAACUUCGAAGACGGUCAGGCCAAGCGUUCCUAUGCCUCCACCCUCAUGACAACCUCGCCUGUUGACUCGAUGAACCCUGACUUGACUAUGCCAGAUGGCGCUGCAGUCUUGAGCUCACCGUCUAGCACCAAGAUUCUUCGUACUAGCGCCUCAUCCCGUGGUCACUUGACAAACUCCGAGAGAAAUAGUCCAGAAAGUACCCAGAAGGUUGGAGAAUACGUAAAGCCCAGAGUCAGCUCCGAGGAGUACAUGCGAUUCCAGCGGAACAGAAUGGAGAAGCUCAAGGCAUACCACAAAGGCGAGAGCGAUGGCUACAGAGAUGUCAGUCUGCGUUGCCACCUUCCUCUUCCGCUCUGCCUUGACAUUCUCAGACUCGACAUGAGCGCUGUUGACCUCAGCCAUCUCGGUAAGGAGAAGCAAAUCAAGGCGUUCACCUGGGGUCAGAAGAGAGAGACUCUGAAGAGUGGCUACGACUGGAGAAUGAAGGACGAGAGCUCUCAGCUUCUCAUGUUACUCUCUGGUGCUGAGUGUGUCGAGUAUUGA
This is a messenger RNA of Aureobasidium uvarum, 2145 nucleotides long. The record is from the annotation of a GenBank genome assembly. NCBI's taxonomy places the organism in Eukaryota, Fungi, Ascomycota, Dothideomycetes, Dothideales, Saccotheciaceae.